UGCAGGGAUCAGAGUGGGCUGGGGAGAAGUGGGGUGGAUCACGGAAAGUGUACAAAGUCUACUCGUGCCCGUGGAUGUUAUACUAUAUUCCCACCCAGAGGGAGGAGAGAGAGAGAGAGAGGGAGAGGGAGAGGGAGAGAGAGAGAGAGAGAGAGAGAGAGAGAGAGAGAGAGAGAGCUCCUCACACGCCGGAGGGUCGGAGAGACGGUCACACAGGAGCUGAGAUGCCACAGAGACACACCAGUUAGGGCCAGAGAGAGAGAGAGAGAGAGAGAGAGGGCAGGGAAACUAGUGACAGCUCGGAGUGACAGCUCGGAGUGAGAGCGCUGUGCAGUGACAGCUGGGAGUGACAGCUCGGAGUGAGAGCGCUGUGCAGUGACAGCUGGGAGUGACAGCUCGGAGUGAGAGCGCCGUGCAGUGACAGCUCGGAGUGACACGUUACCGGGGAGAGACCGCCGCCUGCAGCCCCCGGGCUCCCCUCCUGCUGGCCCGCCGCUCUACAUGGACGUGGUUCUCGGAUCCGGGGUCUCCGGUUAGAGCGUGAAGUAUUGUCGUGCGCUACUGAAGCCCAUGGCUUACACGUACAGCUCCUCUUCCGCUGCUCCGGUGGGGACCCAAUACUGCGUCUGCCGGGUGGAACUCUCCGUUUCCUGCCAGAACCUCCUCGACCGUGACGUUGCAUCCAAGUCCGACCCAUUUUGCGUCUUGUUUUUGGAAGUGAAUGAGAAAUGGACUGAGAUUGACAGAACCGAAACAAAUGUUAAUAACCUGAACCCUGUAUUUUCCAAGAAGUUUACAACCAAUUACCACUUUGAAGAAGUGCAGAAGUUAAAGUUUGCCAUCUUUGACCAGGACAAGUCCAGCACACAGUUACAUGAACACGACUUCCUGGGGGAAUUUCACUGCACGCUGGGAUCGAUUGUUUCCAGCAAGAAGAUAACACGACCUUUAGUUUUAGGAAAUGGGAAGCCAGCAGGGAAGGGAGUCAUAACGAUCAUUGCCCAAGAGCUGUCUGAUAACAGAGUCAUCACACUCUCCAUGGCCGGGAGGAAGCUGGACAAGAAGGACUUGUUCGGAAAGUCUGACCCGUUUUUAGAAUUCUACAAACAAGGGGAUGAUGGGAAGUGGAUGCUGGUUCAUAGAACAGAGGUCAUAAAGUACACUCUGGACCCCAUAUGGAAGCCAUUUACUGUACCCUUACAGUCACUGUGCAAUGGAGACAUUGAGAAGCCCAUAAAGGUGGUGUGCUUUGAUUAUGACAAUGAUGGAGGACAUGAUUUUAUAGGGGAGUUUCAGACCACAGCCAUAAAAAUGUGUGAAGCUCGUGAUUCCAAGUCUGUAGAAAUUGACUGUAUUAAUCCAAAGAAGCAAAAGAAAAAGAGGAACUACAAAAACUCCGGGGUAAUCCUCAUUAAAUUCUGUAAGAUUACCAGAGAUUAUACCUUCCUGGACUACAUACUGGGAGGUUGUCAGCUGAUGUUUACAGUGGGAAUUGACUUUACUGCAUCAAAUGGAAAUCCCAGAGAUCCCUCAUCUCUACAUUACAUCAACCCCAUGGGCACAAACGAGUACCUGUCUGCACUGUGGUCUGUUGGGCAGAUAAUUCAGGAUUAUGAUUCGGAUAAACUGUUUCCUGCUCUGGGGUUUGGUGCACAGCUGCCACCAGACUGGAAGGUGUCCCAUGAAUUUGCCAUUAAUUUCAAUCCCACCAGCCCGUUCUGCUCAGGGGUGGAAGGCAUUAUAGAAGCGUACUCUGCUUGUCUCCCUCACAUACGUUUCUAUGGACCUACCAAUUUUUCUCCAAUCAUUAACCACGUGGCGCGGUUUGCAGCUCAAGCAACGCAGCAAGAAUCAGCUGGGCAAUACUUUAUCCUCCUGAUUAUAACAGACGGUGUUAUUAGCGACAUGGAUGAAACACGGCAUGCUGUUGUCCAAGCGUCUAAGCUCUCCAUGUCCAUCAUUAUCAUCGGGGUGGGAAAUGCUGACUUUUCUGCCAUGGAGUUCCUGGAUGGGGAUAACCGAGUUCUUAGAUCUUAUACCGGAGAGGAGGCGUCGCGAGACAUUGUGCAGUUUGUACCCUUCCGGGAGUUUCGUAAUGCACCUAAAGAAACUCUGGCCAAAGCCGUUCUUGCAGAACUCCCGCAACAAGUGGUGGAUUACUUCAAGAACCACAACCUGCCCCCCAUCAAGUCCGAGGGUGUAUAACUGCCUGUGGUUGCCUCCCGCGUGCCAUGACACCUGCGGGCUGCUCUGUAUUAGACCAGCUAUCAGUGUGACCAUGUUUAUGGCGACUAUCUGAUGAGAACAUACUUUCCUGUACUAUUAAAGCCAUCGUUUUGUCUUUUUCCCACUUCUGAUGCCAGAGGUUACUGAGGCAAAUCCAGACUGCACAAGGCCCAGACUAGGACUGCUGCUAUAUUAACCAGGGCACUCCCAGUUACCAGUCUCUGUAUCCUCUGGGUGGCCUUAUGUGAGACAAGACUGCUGGUGCGUCACUUGCUGGGACCUUAGCUGCAGGACAACAGACAGAGUUUUACAAUUUCGUCAUACGUUGAACAUUGAAACUAGACAAUCUCCUGGACUCCGGCUUUUGUAAACGUCAGACAUAUUACGCUAAGCACAUCUAGGGCCAGUACAUUUUUGUAAAAACAAAGUAAUCUAUAUGUAUUGUAAAAAAAAAUAUAUAUAUACAAUAACAAUUUCUGAGGUAAAGUAACAAAACAUCACUAGAAUCUAAUGUUUUAAGGGUACAUAUUGGGGAAGUCUUACUGGCAUAAAAAGAAACAAUAUAGUCGCUUUAUUUUCUCA
Molecule: messenger RNA, 2808 nt
Organism: Pseudophryne corroboree (corroboree frog)
Lineage: Eukaryota; Metazoa; Chordata; Amphibia; Anura; Myobatrachidae
Gene: CPNE2
Product: copine 2
Exons: 16
Coding region: 571-2205 (544 amino acids)
Biological process (GO): cellular response to calcium ion
Cellular component (GO): plasma membrane
Molecular function (GO): calcium-dependent phospholipid binding
Source: RefSeq, a predicted model, not a curated record